GCAGUGUGGUACCACACGCAAGACAUUGCAGCACUCAGCCACUGCCAUUUGCUUCAUUAUUUUACUGUCCCAAUGGAAGAUAUUCAAGAUAAAAAUACAGUUGACUUUCAAUAAAAUUUUUAACACAUAAAACCUAAAAAUUAUUUUGUAGGAACACCGACAUUUUAUUACGGAAUUGGUUGAAAUGGCGGAAGACUAUGGGAAUAACCAAUCUUCAUCAACUUCUGUAAAAAGAUGGGGUGUACUCAAACAGCAUAUUUUAGAUAAUAAAAUUAAUUUUGCAUUGUGGACAACACGGAUCAUCACUAUUCUAUUUUUUAUUCUAUAUUUAAUUCCGAUUGUGGGAAAUCCGUACGAUGCAUACUACAAAGUCCUGAUGAGUAGUGCAGCCACGAGUGCUCUCAGACUUCACCAGAGAAUUCCGAGAAUUCAAUUAAAUUUACAGUUUAUUGAACUUCUGCUGGUGGAAGAUUCAUGCCAUUAUUUACUAUAUUCGUUGAUAUUUUUAUAUGCAUCACCUGUGACAAUGGUUUUAUUACCAGUAUUUUUAUUCGCAGUAUUACAUGCAGCAAGUUAUUCUCUGACAUUACUAGAUGCUCUUGGACAAAAUUGUUGUUGGCCUGCACGACUUUCGAUAUCUUUAGUAGAAUUUCAGUCACGCAAUAUUUUACGACUCUGUGCAUUUUGUGAAAUACUGAUUCUACCUCUCACACUUAUUCUAGUGUUUACUGGACGAGCUGGAUUGUUAACACCAUUUAUAUAUUAUCACUUUUUCAAAAUGCGCCUUUCUUCACGAAGAAAUCAAUUUACCCGCAAUACUUUCCACGAAAUGAGAGGUGCUUUAGGAUCAGUGUCACAAAAACCUGCAGUGCCAGGGAUUAUUCGAUGGUUAAUAAAUACUAUCUUGAGCAUAACAGCACAAUUGGCUCCGAAUCCUGUACCACAGUAACAUUUGUACAUACUUUUGUAAAUCAAUUUUAUUUCAAAUGGUUAAUUUCAGCUUAAAAUAUUGUAAUUUUUUGUAUCUGUAUCGUCUAUAAAAUAAUACUUUUUGUGUUACAAUA
Chelonus insularis is the source of this 1064-nucleotide messenger RNA. It is a transcript of the gene Kr-h2, whose product is annotated as Krueppel homolog 2. The record is from RefSeq and is a predicted model, not a curated record. Gene Ontology annotation, cellular component: membrane; endoplasmic reticulum. The transcript is spliced from 6 exons. Lineage: Eukaryota; Metazoa; Arthropoda; Insecta; Hymenoptera; Braconidae. Gene Ontology annotation, biological process: endoplasmic reticulum tubular network organization; membrane organization. Bases 185 to 949 code for a protein of 254 amino acids.